UGAGUUGCGCUCUGGGUCCCCGUUUAGGGCGGCGCAUGGUAACUUCAGACUGUUUGCCAACUCCGUGGUUUCCCAAUAUAUUUUUCUGUUUCUUGGGAAGGACUCUUUUGCUCAAUCGGUUCUCAGAAGUAGCCGCUGCAACCGCCCAUUUCAUAAAUAAGGGAGAUCCUUAAAAAGACAGCACCCUUGCUUACUAGUUCCAACCUCUAUUAAUCUUUUACUUCUAGCGGUUAGCAUCUGUAGCAGCGUUAGCAGCGCCGGGAUGCUUUCUGGGAGUCCACCACUUAAAAAAAAAAGUUUCAGUUUUUCUGAGGGAAUAAGAAAAAUAACUUGAUCUUUUUAUUCCUUCUUAUCCUAUCCUUCCCACUCUUUGGAGUAAUUGGAUAAAACAGGGCAGGGUGUUGUACCAUUGUUUCCUUUCACUUCUGAAGAGUUUCCAGUUUGUUAAUGCUUUAAAGAUCAAGUAGGUCCCCACUCCUCUCCGGCCCGUGAUGCAGGAAAAUGUACUCCUCGAGUAUGAGUCAGGAUGGAUUUCUGAGUAGUUGAAGAAGAAAGAAAAAGUAGAAAAGCCAGUUCAGUAGAGAGAGGACGAAGGCAAGACUAUGAAUGGCAAACGACGUUUUCUUCCAUACUUUAUCUAGUUAUGCAGAGCCUCUGGCCCUCCGGAGACAGUUGAAAGAGAAAGUAGUUUAUACAAUGCAAGGGCUAGUAGAUCCUGAUUUUCUCACGGUGGGAGGAGUCAGAUGGCCCUGCUGACUAGUGAAUACACUUCCUGCUGGAUGGAUAGCCCUUCUAGUUAACUCAUUUAAUGCGUAGUAAGUGUCAGAGUCCCUCACUCGGUCUAGAGUCAGACCCUUUCCUAUGGCUAGUAAACCUGGAAGAAGGCCCAAGCCACCACCGGAGCAGCAAUGGGAGGAACUGCUCACUUUCCAACAUUUCCAGAAAACGUCUCUCUCAAGGCACAGCUACGGUUAUGCCCAAGGUACCAUGAGAGCACUGAUCGAGAGUGAAUUCAGCAGAUUGAGAGGAAUUACAUACCUUGACCAUGCGGGCACAACUCUGUAUCCACAAAGUCAACUUACAAGGUUUAUGGAUGAUCUAACAAAAAAUGUCUAUGGUAAUCCUCACAGCCAGCAUAUCAGCAGCAAACUUACUUAUGACACUAUUGAACAUGUGCGGUAUAGGAUCUUAGAACACUUCAAUACUACUUCUGAAGACUACAGUGUCAUUUUUACCUCAGGAAGCACAGCUGCACUCAAACUGGUAGCAGAAGCCUUCCCCUGGAGCUCAGCAAGCUCAGAGAAUGAGGGAAGCAGGUUUUGUUACCUCUCAGACAGCCACACUUCUGUGGUGGGCAUCAGGAAGAUAGCUGAGGCAAUGCAAGUGUCAUCAGUUUCUCUGAAGCCGGAGGACAUUUUACUGUCAGAGAAAAGCAAUGGAGCAGUUUAUGAACCAGCCUGUGAGACCCCUCAUCUCUUUUGUUACCCAGCUCAGAGCAAUUUUUCAGGAACUAAGUACCCCCUUUCUUGGAUAGAAAUGCUGAAGUCUGGACGUUUGAGCCCCAUGACCACCCCAGGGAAAUGGUUUGUGUUGCUUGAUGCAGCCUCCUACGUCAGCACCUCUCCUUUAGACCUGACAAUCCAUGCAGCAGACUUUAUUGUUAUUUCAUUUUACAAAAUCUUUGGAUUCCCCACUGGCCUAGGAGCACUGUUGGUCAACAAUCGAGUUUCUCACUUUCUCCAGAAAACUUACUUUGGAGGAGGAACAGCUGCUGCAUAUCUGGUUGGAGAAGAUUUCUAUGUCCCCAGAAAAUCUGUAUCUGAAAGGUUUGAAGAUGGCACAAUUUCUUUCCUUGACAUUAUAGCAUUAAAACAUGGAUUUGAUAUUUUAGAAAGACUAACAGGUGGAAUGGAAAAUAUAAAACAACACACUUUUGCCUUGGCUCACUACACCUACACAGUGCUGGUUGCUCUCCGAUACCCAAAUGGAGCACCUGUGAUUCAGGUUUACAGUGAUACAGAGUUCAACAGUCCAGAGAUCCAGGGUCCCAUCAUUAACUUUAAUGUGCUGGAUGACAAUGGAGACAUCAUUGGUUAUUCCCAGGUAGAAAAAAUGGCCAGUCUUCACAAUAUCCAUGUUCGGACUGGCUGUUUCUGUAAUACAGGGGCAUGCCAGAGGCACCUGAAGAUCAGCAAUGAGACCAUCAAAAAAAAUCUUCAGGCUGGCCAUAUCUGUGGGGAUGACAUAGACCUUAUCGAUGGUCACCCUACGGGCUCAGUGAGAAUAUCGUUCGGCUACAUGUCCACUAUUGAAGAUGCACAGACCUUUUUGAAAUUCAUCAUAACAACCAGGUUAGGUAAGGCAGACAGUAAACUCCCCUUUCAGGUAACUCCUGGGGAAACUGCUGCUGUAACAGGAGAACCUGUGGUACAAGAUGAAUGGGUCAACAAGCAUGAAACUGGGAAAUUGGGCCAGGAAGAUGGCCUCCUACAAACUGAGCUGGACAAAUCCUCUAUGACCACGAAAGAGACGGAUUUUCAUCCCCCUGCGACUAAGCCAGGAGGUGGCCUACAGAUUCCUUCACUGACCGCUGCAGCAACACUAGAUGGACGACUCCCAAAGUUUACCAUCACCAAUAUCUAUAUUUAUCCCAUCAAAUCCUGCGCUGCUUUGGAGGUUACCAAAUGGCCCAUUGGAAAUCAAGGAUUGUUGUAUGACCGAAAUUGGAUGAUUGUAAAUCACAAUGGAAUUUGCCUUAGUCAGAAGCAGGAGCCUCGACUCUGCUUAAUUAAACCUUUAAUUGACCUGCAUCGAAAGACUCUGGUUGUCACAGCGGAAGGGAUGGAUCCUAUAGAUGUGCCUCUAGAUGAAAAUAAUGGAAAAGAGAAUCAGAUUUGUCAGAGCAAAGUCUGUGCAGAUAGGGUAAAUACAUAUGAUUGUGGGGAAAAAAUUUCAGACUGGUUGUCAAAAUUUUUUGGUCGUCAUUGUCGUUUGAUCAAACAGAGUUCAAAUUUCAAAAGAAGUGCAAAUAAGAAACAUACAAAAGAUUCAUCUCAUGUCACAACAGCCUCCCUUUCUCUGGUAAAUGAAGCACAGUAUCUCCUGAUAAAUAGAGCUAGUGUUCUGGAGCUUCAUCAGCUGUUAAAUGAAAGUGAUGAAAAUGGAACAAAAGAGUUAUUGCCAAUGAGAGAGUUAAUCGAACGUUUCCGUGCCAACAUAGUUAUCAAUGGAACCCAGGCUUUUGAAGAAGAGAAGUGGGAGGAGAUUUCCAUUGGUACCCUGAAUUUUCUGGUGUUGGGACCAUGUCACAGGUGCCAAAUGAUUUGCAUUGACCAAAAAACUGGACAAAGAAACCAGGAUGUUUUCCAAGCACUUUCUGCUUCUCGAAAGAGAAAGGUUAACUUUGGCAUAUACCUGAUGCAUGAGCCUUCAGACUCGUCUUCAUCAUGUUUCCUUUCAGUGGAAUCACAGUUGCUUCCUGUGUUGAAAGAUACAGAAAACCACUCUUAACAAUGCUCUUGAGGAAGGAAUGAACUUAAGGAUAACAUUCAGUGAAACAUAUUAGGAACAAAUCAAAUCUUUCCCAGCUAACUCUAUAAUCCUUACUACAAUUUGUAAAUUGCCCCCAAAAGCAUCUUGUCAACUUAGUUCUUCCAAAAAUGCUCUUAAGAAAACGGACUAGUCUGCUUCUACAAAGAGUGGGAGCUAGAGAGGAUAUUUCUUCCCUUUCUUCUUCUGAAUGAUACCCCAAUGAUAUCCAGAAUAGAUUUAUACUUGUAGAGGAGGGGAAUGAGAUGGAGAAAAGGAUUAGAAUAAAUAUCUCAUGUGAUUUGAGGUUAUUCAAGUCAUUUGUUUGAAUACAAAUGUCUUUCAUCAUAUAAUAUUUUGAAAUAAGCAGAAGUUUAUUAAAAUUCUUGGGAUAUUUUAAUUUACUUUUUGGUCAAUAUAAUACUGUUUUUGUGUGCUCUUUUUGUAUAUUAUAAAGAAUUUUGGGGUUCUUCCCUUACCACUAUCUCCUUGCUAUCAAGAAAAGUGCUAAGUGUUUACCUCUUGUAAUGGUUAGAAUGGGUGGUUGCCAAAAUAUUGUAAUUAACCCUUAAGUCACAAGACUGUUAAUAGCUAGAUUUAUUAAUAAGAAAAAGAAAAUAAGAGAGAAAUAUAGAAAGGAGGAGAAGAAUUUCCUAGCUUAAUAAUCCAGAGUCUAACAACUCAGUGUCUAUCUCCGAAUCUCAGGCUCACCCUCCCCCCAACCCCCACCAGCUUCCUGCUGGGUCUCAUCUUAUAAAUCCUUACUAUACCCACUAGCUUUCCUACAUCACUCCCCAGGAACCAAUCCCAGUUCCACAAUUAGCUUGGCACCACCCAGGGAGGCAGUGCCUAUGAAACCAAUUCCCUGGUUUCUGAUUGACCCAAAUUCAAAACAAAUGGAAGAGAAGUCUAAAUCUCUUAUUGAUCAAAUAAAAAUACAAAUUUCCUUCUCACUUAGAGAAUAGGAAGAUUGCACCUACCCACCAUCUGUUUUUUUUUUUUCAUUGUAAGCAGAAGUGUGUCCAAUAUACCAGGGAAUGAUUAUUAGCUAAAAUUUUAACUUCACAGCAACAGAGAAAUUCAACUCAGAACUUUUUUUUGGUAUAGUCUCCCAAUGGAACCAAUAAACAAAUCAAAGAAGGACUUUACCUUCCACAGCAGAAUCAAUAUUAUGUACUGAUUGCAAGGCAGAAGAGUGAUGAGGGCUAGGGCAAUGAUGGUGAACCUUUUAGAGGCAAAGUGCUGUGCCCACUCCCCACCCCCAUCUCACCCCUCCUGGUUUCCUCCUUGCCCUAGACAGAUGAAGGAAGGAAACAGUCCCAUUGGGCUGCUGGGUGGAGGGGUGGAUAAAGUGAAAAAAAUGUCCUCAGCACAGGUGAAGAGGGGGAGGGGAGUGGCUUGAGCUCCUCUCCCCUCCAGCUAUGCCACCUAUGAGCCUCUAACCUUACCCCCUGUGAGCUUCCACUGGGUUUCUGGGCAGAGGGGAGGGUGAAGUAAGGAAUGUCUGUAGGCAUGGUGGAGACGGGGAGGAGAGCAGCUCUGCCUGAGUCCCUCUGCCUUUCUAGUAAAGAUUGGGGGUCAACUUCUGUGUCCACAGAGAAUUCUCUGUGUGCCAUUUUUGGCACCCAUGACAUAGGUUAGCCAUCACUGGGCUAGGGCAAUGGGGGUUAAGUGAUUUGCCCAGGGGCGCAUAGCUAGAAAAUGUCUGAGGCCAAAUUUGCAGGCCUCCCAUCUCUAGGCCUGGCUCUCAAUUCACUGAACCACCCAGCUAAAGAAGGGCUUUAAAAAUUAGUUUCCUUGUUUUUUUUAAAUCACAUUCCAAACUUAAGUUAUAUUUCUUUUUAUGGCUGUGCACCUGUUGCAGAGGGCUCUAGAUCCUGUCAAAAGGAAGAAUAACCAUUUUUCUCUCCUGUACAUUGACAUACAGGCUGAAUCUACUGAUUGAAGAGUUUUCAUAGAAUAUUGGAAUGAAAGGGAACUGUGGGUAGCCAUUUGAUCCAAAAUCUUCUCCAGUUCUUAUGCUAUUUCUAGCAAAUGGCCAGACAAUCUCUAUUUAAAUAUUCAUGCUUUGUAAGGAGAGAAGCUUGUUCCAUGGUUUGGCCUAAUUAUUAGAAAAUUCUUAUGGUGAGUUGGAAUGUCUUUCUAUAAUUCCUUCUCAUUAAACUUAGUUCUGACUUCCUAAGGGAAAUCGCCUAAGGCAACUUCUUCUUUGACUUAUAUUGACCAGAGAUGAACACAACUUAUACAAUCUAGAAUUUCCCAUUUCUAAAGUAUCCUUUUUAUUUUUAUUGAGUUGUUUCAGUUGUGUCCAACUCUUCAUGACCUCAUUUUUGGGUUUUCUUGGCAAAAAUAUUGGAGAAGUUUGCCAUUUCCUUCCCUAGGUCAUUUUUAAUAGGUGAAGAAUGGGGAAAACAGGGUUAAAUAACUUGCCUGGAAUCAUUCAGCAAGUAAGUAUCCAAGGUCAGGUUUGAACUUGUGAAGAUGAAUCUUCUUGAUUCCAAGCCUUGUGUUCUAUCCACUGUGCUACCUAGCUGCUUAAAAAAAAACCAAAUGAGGGGGUGUCCCUUGAUUGGGGAAUGGCUGAACAAACUGUGGUGUCUGGUAGUGAUGGAAUAUUAUUGUGCUCAAAGGAAUAAUGAACUGGAGGAAUUCCAUGUGAACUGAAAUGACUUCCAGGAAGUGAUGCAGAGUGAAAGGAGUAGAACCAGGAGAACACUGUACACAGAAAGUGCAACAUUGUGGAAUGAUCAAAUGUAAUAGACUUUGCUACUAGCAGCAAUGCAAUAAUCCAGGACAAUGCCGAGGGACCUAAGAGAAAGAAUAGUAUCCAUAUCUAGAGAAAGAACUGUGGGAGUAGAAAUGCAGGAGAAAAACUUAUGACAUCACAUGGUUCUAUGUGUAUAUGAUUGGGGGGUUUGGAUUUUAAAGAUCACUCUAUUACAAAUAUGAAUAAUAUGGAAAUAGGAAUUGAGCAAUAAUACAUGUAUAACCCAGUGGAAUUGCUUGUCUGCUGGAGGGGGGAGAGAACAUGAAUUAUGUAACUAUGGAAAUAUAUUCUAAAUCAGUCAAUCAAUAAAUUUAUUUUAAAAAAAACCA
Messenger RNA from Monodelphis domestica (gray short-tailed opossum), 6624 nucleotides. It is a transcript of the gene MOCOS, whose product is annotated as molybdenum cofactor sulfurase. Gene Ontology annotation, molecular function: pyridoxal phosphate binding; molybdenum ion binding; molybdenum cofactor sulfurtransferase activity. Gene Ontology annotation, biological process: Mo-molybdopterin cofactor biosynthetic process. Lineage: Eukaryota; Metazoa; Chordata; Mammalia; Didelphimorphia; Didelphidae. The record is from RefSeq and is a predicted model, not a curated record.